Macadamia integrifolia is the source of this 1397-nucleotide messenger RNA. RefSeq lists its product as uncharacterized. The transcript is spliced from 8 exons. Lineage: Eukaryota; Viridiplantae; Streptophyta; Magnoliopsida; Proteales; Proteaceae. Bases 518 to 1084 code for a protein of 188 amino acids. The record is from RefSeq and is a predicted model, not a curated record.
AUUCCUUUUCUUUGGCGCGAUUUUUCUUUUCAAUCGCCCCUCACUCAAUUUCGCUCUGUUUCUCUUAAUCCCUCUCAAUCUCUUCCAUGUCAUGUUAAUGUCCUCUAAUUUAGGGAUUCCAGCCAACGAUUAAUUCUAAGAGAUCGUGGCUCCUUCCAUCUCUCCUCUGUUCUCUCUAUCUCUCGUUUUUUUUUUCUUGGUACAACUCUCUCUCCAAGACGACUCUACUCUCUUCACACCUCUCUCUCUCUCCCUCGCUCGACUGAGAGACAAAACCAGAUCUCUCUCCAUUGCUCGACUAAGAGAUAGACCAGAUCGACAACCAUUGAUUCCCAGCAGCUCUCUCGAUCUCUCUCUCUCUCUCUCUCUUUCUCUCUCUUGACUAAGAGACAGAACCAGAGUACUUUCCAGAGAUCCUACGUCUCAUCCCAGUAGUACACGAUGAUUAGGAAUGGAGAUAUAGAUCUAUCUAGGAAUGGAGGGACAGUGAAGGGUACUCGUUUUGCAUCCUCAGCCCAUGAGUUCACAACCAAAGACUAAAUCUAACAAAAACAAAGAGAGCAGAAAAGCACAAACGAUGUCCCAUACAACUGGCCGGACGACCUUUGCAAAGGUUAAACACAAUCUAAGGAAGAAGAAUCCUGAUGGUGUGGAACCUUCUAGAAUUCAAAUGCAUAAGGUUACCUACACAAGGAAAGAUGAUAGGAUAGUAGAUGAAGCAUCAAGAGAAAUCAUAGAUGCAUUGGAUAAGAAAUUAGAAGAACUGCCCCUAGAAUUGAGAAAUCAAAAAUCUGCCCAAGACAACAUAUAUGUGGCCGUUCGAGGCCCUGAGUUACAUGGUCGAGUGCGUGGUGCAGGCCUAGGCGUGAAGCCAAGUAGGGUUGGCCUUACACCAAAAAAUAUUGAGGAAAAGAAGAAACAUGACAGUGUGCAAGCUAGAUUUGUAGAGUUGGAGGGACAGGUUAGCAGUUUGACGGGAAAAUUAGAAGAAAUGGAUGAUUUGAAAGCCCAAGUAGCACUUCUAACCCAAGCGCUUUUAGGUCGACAUAGCUCAAAGAGUUCAGUUCAUUUAUCUGACAAUUGAGGAUAUUGCAGAGGCUGACCCAUAUUUAGGCAAUCUAUUUGGCAGGUACUUGCAUGGAUUUUGUCCUCCACUUAUAUCCUCUGAUGAUGAUGCAAAGUACGACUUGGGGAUUGAAUAACUACCGUGAUGUGUGAACAUUUAUUUUGAAAAACUUAUUAUGUUACUGUUAGCAUGUGAGCUAUAGAUUUUUUUUUUUUUUUAAAUUGAUUAUCGUCUAUGGAUAUUGGAUUUUUUUAUCUUCAAGAUGACAAUCUAGUUUGUUUCAUGCUUUUUUCCAACUUAACUUUUGUAGGAAAUGGAUAACCUUUUAUCA